Molecule: messenger RNA, 1446 nt
Organism: Saccharomyces eubayanus
Lineage: Eukaryota; Fungi; Ascomycota; Saccharomycetes; Saccharomycetales; Saccharomycetaceae
Gene: CTF13
Product: Ctf13p
Exons: 1
Coding region: 1-1446 (481 amino acids)
Source: RefSeq, a predicted model, not a curated record
AUGUCCUCGUUCAACCCAGUUAGAUUUUUGAAUCUACCGGUUAGUAUUAGAAAGGAGGUCUACUUUCAUUUGGACGGAAAUUUUUGCGGAGCACAUCCAUGUCCCAUAGAUAUAUUAUACACAUCUAAUAAUGUAGAACUACCGGUAAAACCAAGGUGCAAGAGAUCUAAGAGAUCUAAGAAAUUGCUGAAAUACAUGUAUCCUGUUUUUGCCUCUUAUUUGAAUAUUUUCGAAUACUCACCACAACUAAUUGAAAAAUGGCUUGAAUAUGCGUUUUGGUUACGUUAUGAUUGCUUAGUACUGGACUGUUUGAAAGUAAACCAUCUUUAUGGAGGAUCACUUAUUGGUCCGUUGGAGUGGACGUACCUUGACAAUGAGCUUCGAUUGGCUUAUUUUAAUAAGGCUAGUAUGCUAGAAGUUUGGUAUACUUUUAAAGAAUAUAAGAAAUGGGUAAUAGAAGUUGCUGCUUAUGACGACCUUGGCGUAACUCACAUAGAUUACAUUCAAUUCAAUAUUGAAAAUUUGACCUCACAGAAGGUAGAUAAAUGUCUAUUUUUGUUGGAACAAAAAGAUUUGUUGACAACAGUCAGUGAAUUACAAUUURGACAAGAUGAAGAAGUAGGAGGAGAAGAAGAAGAGCAAGGAGAAGAAGACGAUGAAGACGAUGAAGCUGAUUCUGAUGAAACUKUGAAAUCUAAAGUGACAAGUAAGAAAAGAGCGGCUUCAAAAAGCUUGGGUAAUGACAGUGUGAGAAAAAAUCGAAAGCAUUUAACGGAUACGUCCGUUAUCAGGACAAUUAAAAGCACAGAACUCAUGAAAAAUUUGCGAAAGAUUUCUGUACGAGGGGAACAAUUAUAUGAGUUGCUAAUAAAUUUCCACGGGUUCAGAGAUAAUCCAGGGAAAACGAUUAGUUACAUAGUGAAACGCAGAAUAAAUGAGAUACAGUUAUCACGAACGGAUCGGAUUUCCAGGACAGGAUUGGCAGAUUUUACAAGAUGGGAUAAUUUGCAAAUCCUUGCAUUAGAUAGAAUGGUUUACGUAGAUUUAAACAAGAUCGUCUUUCCCAAGAAUCUUAAGUCCUUGACGAUGAAGCAUAUAAGUCAGAUUAAGUGGUGGGACAUCGAGGAGAACAUAAUAAAUGAGUUGAAAAUGGAUAAAAAAACGUUUAAAUCAUCUUAUAUAAGGGAAAAGAAUAACAGCUUUACAAGAUUUUUGAGUCGUAACCAGAUAAAUAUAAUGGAACUUGACAAAAGCGAAAUUGACCAAAUGACUUUUUUCCGUUGUCAAGCAUUAGUUUGGCAGUCCGUUGGGGCUUUAAACCACAUUAGACUAGAAAGUGUAUCAAAAGUUUGUAACGAUAGCGUUAUUGUACCAAGAGCAUUAUUCUAUAGUAAACGAAUAGAGAUUUUUCAAUGUAAAGAAAUCUCUGAAGUUAUGGUAAUAUAG